AUGUCAAACAUUAAGUAUAUUUAUUUGAAGAAAAUACAUAAAGUUCCAUCAAAUAUUACUAAUUACUAUAAUCUCAUUGAAACCAUCAAAAAUACUAAUAAAUAAUUAAAGAACAUUUAUCUAUUUGCAAUCAUUAAUCCAGGUAGAUAUUUAAAAAUACUAUUAUAGAAAAACCUGAUAUACUUACUGAAAUCAAUUCAGAUGUUACCUUUUAAUAAUUAAAAAUAGUAUAUUAAUAAUAAGGAUUGCCUUCUAUUAAAUUAUUAGUGACAGAAACAAAGAAUUAUUAAGAAAUCUUAAAAGAUUGUUAAGACUUUUUAAAUUAAAGUAUAGUUACAACAGAAAAGAAACAUAAAGAUGUUUCAACCUUCUUUUAACCUAGUAAUUAAGAUUAAUGGCAAUAAUUUUCACCAUUGUUAGGGAAUAUAGGGUAAUUGUAUUUAAAUAAUAGUAUUUAGAACUUAAGCAUAAGUAUAAUAAAUUGAUAAUGCAUAAAAUACAAAUGAAAUGGAUUUUAGAAAUAAUAAAUAACUUAAAGAAUUAAUUGAUGAAAUUAUUGAUUAAAAGCUAAAAGAUUUAGGAUUAAUAACAAACAAUAACAAUUAAAUUGAUCCAUUUGAUUAUAAAUUUAAAUUGACUAUGAAAAAUCUUGUAUAUAUUGCUAGUUCAAAUAAUAACCUUAAUAUUUAAUUAAGUUUAAAAAAUAAUGGUAAGAAGAAAUGGUAUAAUCCAUAUAUAAUAAAUAAAGAAAUAAAUUUACUUUAGAAAUUUAAAGAUUUGUCUCCAGGUUAAUCUAUUUAAGUUAAUAUUUCUAUUCCAUUCAUUCCUUAACAUUUUAAUGAGAAUAAAAAACAUCUUUAUAGUUUCAAAGUAAAUAUAAUACUUUAUAAUAUUAGAUCAAUGUUGAAAAUGAAUAAAGAUAAUAGUUUGAAGUAGAUGGUUAAAUUCCAAUCUUAGUCUAGGCUCCAAUUGAUAUUUAAUAAUCAACAUAAGAAUAAAAGAUAUCAAAAUUAUUGGAUGUCUUUCCAUAAAAAGGAAAGAAUUAUAUUACUAAAUUUGUUUAAGAAAAUGAUAAAGAUAAAUCAGUUGAUUAAUUAAUUGAAGAAUUAUUAUAAUGA
Paramecium primaurelia is the source of this 1118-nucleotide messenger RNA. NCBI's taxonomy places the organism in Eukaryota, Ciliophora, Oligohymenophorea, Peniculida, Parameciidae. The record is from the annotation of a GenBank genome assembly.